AUGGUAGCGCAAGUGGCCCCCCCAACGGGGAGAGCGCGUUCAUCAACGACGACAUAUUCCAUGAGCAAUGUCGAAGAUACUCGAAUCGUGGUUGUCAUGGUUGGUCUGCCCGCCAGAGGCAAAAGCCUAAUAGCUCAGAAAGUCGUCAGAUACCUAGGAUGGCUUUCUAUACGUGCGAAGACCUUCAAUGUUGGCUCCUACCGCCGACAGGACACCCCACAGCCCACGGCCGACUUCUUCGAUACAUCCAAUAAAGACGGCGAGCGUAUGCGGCAUGCUGCUGCGGAAGCCGCGGUGAAAGAUAUGCUCAAGUGGUUCAAGUCGGACGGGGGAAUCGUGGCUAUACUGGAUGCUACAAAUUCUACAAAGGCUAGAAGACGAUGGGUGCGUCAACGCUGCGACGCCAAUGGCAUCGAGACGCUCUAUGUGGAGUCGAAGUGUGAUUCUGAAGAGACCAUCAUGGCAAAUAUCAUGGAGGUCAAGACCACAUCGCCCGACUAUACAGGCCAAGAUCCAGAAGCGGCUGCACUGGACUUUCGGAACCGGAUACGGAAUUAUGAGAAGGUUUACGAGACGAUCGAUGAGGAUGAAAAGGACUUGACAUACGUGAAGCUGAUCGAUGUUGGAAAGCAAGUCAUCAUCAACCAGAUUCAGGAUUACCUGCAAAGCCGAGUUGUCUACUACCUGAUGAACCUUCACAUACGUCCUCGUUCAAUCUGGCUGUCGAGGCACGGCGAAUCCGAAUUCAAUCUUUCCGGCCAAAUCGGCGGCGACGCUAAUAUUUCUGAUCGCGGUGAACUCUACGCCCGUGCGCUUCCCGACCUUGUCACAUCCUCCGUCGGUGACGACCGCCAGCUUACAAUCUGGACCUCCACCCUUAAACGUACAAUACAAACAGCUCGAUUUCUCCACGCAUCCCCAAAAGGCUACGACAAGCUCGAAUGGAAAGCCUUGGACGAACUGGACUCUGGCGUCUGCGACGGCCUCACGUACCAAGAGAUUGCGGACCAGUACCCCGAAGAUUUCAAAGCGAGAGAUGACGAUAAACACAAUUAUCGCUACCGGGGUGGAGAGUCCUAUCGCGACGUUGUCAUCAGGCUUGAGCCUAUCAUCAUGGAGCUGGAGCGCAGUGAGAACAUCAUCAUCGUGACGCACCAGGCCGUGCUGAGGUGUAUCUACGCGUAUUACAUGAACGUGCCGCAGGAGAAGAGUCCCUGGAUGGAGGUGCCGUUGCAUACGUUGAUCAAGUUGACCCCGAGGGCGUAUAGUACGGAGGAGCAGCGCUUUAAGGCGAACAUUCCGGCCGUGAGCACAUUUAGGAGCAAGGGGAGUACGGCGAAACAUCAGUGA
This is a messenger RNA of Letharia columbiana, 1350 nucleotides long. RefSeq lists its product as uncharacterized. The record is from RefSeq and is a predicted model, not a curated record. The transcript has 4 exons. Gene Ontology annotation, biological process: fructose metabolic process; fructose 2,6-bisphosphate metabolic process. Bases 1 to 1350 code for a protein of 449 amino acids. Lineage: Eukaryota; Fungi; Ascomycota; Lecanoromycetes; Lecanorales; Parmeliaceae. Gene Ontology annotation, cellular component: cytosol. Gene Ontology annotation, molecular function: fructose-2,6-bisphosphate 2-phosphatase activity; 6-phosphofructo-2-kinase activity; ATP binding.